AUGGGAGUUCUCUCUUCUUCGAUAAUCCAUCUUUUUCUUAUUCUCCAGCUACAAACACUUUUCGUUUUGUCUCAGAACAUCGUAAACGGAUCUGUUCCUGUCGGAGAAUCUCUCACCGCUUCAGAGUCCCAACAAUUCUCCAGUUCAUGGCGUUCCCCAUCCGGUGACUUUGCUUUCGGGUUUCGCAAAAUCCAACAAAACGAUGGUUUCACUCUCUCCAUAUGGUUCGACAAGAUUUCCGACAAAACCAUCGUGUGGCACGCACAGGUCAACACAAGCACGGGUCUUGUCCCUGCUGGUUCCAAGGUUACACUAACCGCAGGUGGCGGUUUGGUUCUCGUUGACCACCAAGGUCUACAGCUCUGGAAUUCGUCUCUCUCUCCGAGUAGUGGCUCUGUUUAUCGAGGGCGCAUGACUGACGCCGGCAACUUCAUUUUGUCCAGCGAAGAUUCCGGCGUGGAUUUGUGGACGAGCUUUGCUAAUCCAACCGACACUCUAUUACCUACUCAGAGUAUUCAAGUCGGAGGGAGUCUCGCAUCUCGCCGGACGGAGGCAAACUUUACAAAAGGAAGAUUCCGGCUACGUCUAGGUGAUGACGGAAAUCUUCAGCUUGCCGUUCUCAACUCCAAUACAGAUGCAAACUUCAACUACUACGAAAGUGAUACCAAGGAUCCAAACCCAGGGACGCGCUUAGUUUUCAACGAGUCAGGCUACAUGUAUGUUCUUCAAACAUACAACUCGACGAGAUUCCUUGUCAACACGAAAGAUCCGGUAUCUUCUAGAGAUUACUAUCAACGUGUCGUUCUACUGUUCGACGGGGUGUUGUCGCAGUACUAUCAUCCCAAAAGGCAGGGGAGUAACGGUACCGGGUGGCUCUUGUCUUGGGCUCUGCCGGAGAAUAUAUGUCAGCGGAGCUCCUCUCUCGGGAAUAUGGCUUGUGGGUACAACAAUAUAUGCAGUUUGGGAGAUGAUCAGAGGCCGAAAUGUCAAUGUCCCGAGAGGUUCUCGUUGAUGGAUCCUGAGGACGCGUACGGUGACUGCGUACCGGAUUUCCAGAUGCAGACUUGUGGACCGGAGAAAAACAAAACCGCAAACGCAAACGCAAACGCGGAUGUUAAUCUUUACGAGCUUAUCCCUCUAGACCGCACGAAUUUUCCGUCUGGGGACUACGAGAAGUACGAGAACUAUGAUGAAGAAAGGUGUAAAAAAGCUUGUCUUAACGACUGUUUCUGUGCUGCGGUUGUUUUUGGAUUGGAUGGAGUGUGUUGGAAGAAGAAGUUUCCAUUGUCUUUUGGCCAGAGAGCGGCGAUUGGUAAUAUCGACGAUACACGUAAUAGCUAUACACUCCUUAAGGUUUUAACAAGCGCCGCAGAUGUUCAGUCACCGGAAGCAAAGGGGAAAAUCUCAACUGGUUAA
Messenger RNA from Microthlaspi erraticum, 1416 nucleotides. The record is from the annotation of a GenBank genome assembly. NCBI's taxonomy places the organism in Eukaryota, Viridiplantae, Streptophyta, Magnoliopsida, Brassicales, Brassicaceae.